GAAGUGGAUUUGGACGUGUAAUUCCUGACUCUUCAGAUUUGCACUCUGGGUGGACAGGCGUGUGUUUUAUCUUCUGUGUCAUGAAGUGGAUUGAAACAGGAGCUGGAAGACGUGCUUUCUUCUGUUCAUCUGCUAGAUUUCAAGGACAAAUCCUAACAUUAUAGAUGUGUUUAUUUCGGAAGGAGCUGCAGGAAAUACACUCUGAAACAAACAAACAAAAUCAAACCAGUGUCAAGAUCAAGAAGAGUCGGAGAUUUGGCUAAUUAAAAAAAAAAAAAAAAAACAGAAAAGAAGAGUGAUUUGCUGUAUUUGGUCAUGAGGAUGGAGAGGCUAACUGCUGACACAUUGGAGGAACAUUCACAACAGUCUUGUGGUGGAGAUUUGAAACAGAAAACCGUUUUGUGAAGAAUUUCUGGCAGACUUCUCCUAUGGAGCUGGCUAGAUAACAGUUAGCCGGCUAGCUAACUAGCUUGCAGUGCUAACUGUUCGAGUCUUGGGUAACAUGGAUGUUCAUUUUAGUCAAGUUAAGCCGAAAGGAGAAAUAAUUAUAGAGUUCUACAGCAUUUAAAGGACAUUUUAGUGAGUUGUUGGCUUAAAACUGUUUUAAUAGCGAGUUACUGUAACUGUAACGGUGUAACUGUUAGUUUAUGUAGCGUGCCUGGAGAUACUUUGUUUUCAACAACAACAACAACAACAACAGCAGCAACAACAACAGCAACAACAACUAAUAAGACUUUCUCAAACCCCUUCUCUGGACUGUGUUUUUUAAACCAUGGGUUCAUUAAAAGCCCUCCAGGAGUGGUGUAGGUUGCAGUGUGAGGGAUAUCAUGAUGUGGACAUUAAGAACAUGUCAGUGUCCUUCAGAGAUGGACUGGCUUUCUGUGCUCUGAUCCACAAACACAGGCCUGAUUUAAUAGACUUCGACUCCCUCUCCAAAGAAAAUGUCUACGAGAACAACCGGCUGGCGUUUGAGGUGGCAGAGACAGAGCUGGGUAUUCCGGCCCUGUUGGACGCUGACGACAUGGUGUCUAUGAAAGUGCCUGACCGUCUCAGCAUCAUCACCUACGUCUCUCAGUACUACAACUACUUCACCAACAAAUCUCAAGCUAAUCCUCCCUGUAUGAAGAGACCGGGCAGUUCAGGCCAUAUUGAACCAACAAUAAAGAAACCACCCAUACCCCUAGAAGACAAAACCGCGACAUCUGAGCCGAAUGCAGACAGCGAAUCAAAACGCAGCAACCUGAGCAGUACGUGUGCUGCCUGUGAGAAACAUGUUCAUCUGGUGCAGAGGUUCCUCGUUGAUGGCAAACUCUACCACCGUAACUGUUUCAGGUGUAUGGAAUGUAGCAGCACUUUACUGCCUGGCUCUUAUAAACUCAUGGGAGAUGCUGGGUCCCUGGUCUGCACACACCACUUCACCAGGAUAUCUUCAAACAGCCAGAACGGUCGUCCAGAUCUGAGCAAGCAGCUUAGCCCAGUAUCAUCGAACGCCAGCCCUGAAUCCCUUCCAAGUGGGGGAAGUUUGGAAAAAGCACUGCCAGGUUGCGAUGCCAAUGAACACAUAACUCCAUCUGAUAACUCGCCCAAAACACACUCUCUGGAAAGAGAGAUCAGGCAGAAUGAAAAAGGAGGGGAGGAGAUAAGAGAGGAAUUUGAGAAUAGUGCGAAAGAAGAGAUAGAACCCUGCCCUCCCAGUCCGCCAAAUCCUUUUGAAGAAUCUGACGAAGAGGAACUAAAGGAGCAAGAGUCGCCACAGCCAGCUGCAGAAGUCGCUAAUGGCGUCAUUCCCCUGACCCCAGUAAGGAGCACCGCAGGAGAGAAUCGACCAAUACCUGCCCCUAGAAAAGUGUCUGACCCCUCCCCUAGUGUGCGUCCUGUGCCCAAGCCACGGCCACCAAGACCCUUGCAGAGUCCAGCAGUCAAUGAAAAUGAAGGUGAUCGCAGACCAGUUCCACGUGAAAGAUCCCGGUCACCUGCAAGCUCCGUUCAAUCCAGUGACACUCCCAAACCCAAAGACCCUCCCUGGCUGGCUCUUGUCAAACAAGAGUCCAAGAAAAAGUUGGCUCCUCCUCCUCCCAGACCUGUAGCCACUCCGCCGCACUCUACGUCCACUCCUGCCAAGAUCGAGGAGGCACCUCAUCCAGCCACACCCCCUAAUCCUUUUGAUGAUGACAACAAUGAGGGGGCAGAGGCUGAAUCUGCAGAAGCACCAGUCCCGUCUUCUGUGGUUGCAGUCCAUCCGUGGUAUGGAAUUUCCCAGACUGGUGAGGUCAACGCUGAGAGCCCCACCCACUCCGAGAGUCCAGGAAGUGGCAGGGGCAAAAAACGGCCAGCGCCCAGAGCCCCAAAAUCUGUCCCUACAGCUCUUCCUCCUUCUCAGUCUUCCUCUGCCUGUCCCUCUCCAGCUUUGAGCACCGAGAGCCUCUCCUCCUCUUCAUCAGACCACGGCUUCCCCCGAACCUCUGCCACCGCCGCUGUUUCCCAACAGCCGUCCCUUAAGGAACAGGAACAUCCGUUCACCAAAAGCGUGUCAGAACCAUCAAUCAACAGUCCUGGCUCUUCCCCCUCAGCUCUUUCAUCUGAACCUAAGUCGCAUCUCUCACCUAGUUCCUCCUCCUCCUCUCAGCCCCACAGUAAUACUUGCUCAGCGCCAGCCACACCAGAGACAAACAGGAGUGCAGGGAGCAAGGCAAUGAGACCGCCCCCUCCCCGCCCACCAGCUGCUCCAAGUCCUCUGAUUGGCUCUCCCUCCUCACAGCAAAACACGCCCAAUAAGAGGGUAAAUCCUUUUAAUCGGAAGGCCCCCCCAACAGUCACCUCCCCACAGUCCAGACCCCCCAAAGGCCCUCGACCCGCUCGCCCUCCUGCCCCCGGACACGGCUUUCCUCUCAUCAAACGCAAGGUGCAAUCAGAUCAGUACAUCCCUGUUGAGGACAUUCAUGUCGAGAUGGGGACACUUGAGAGGCAGUUGGACGAGCUGGAGCACAGAGGAGUGGAGCUGGAGCAGAGACUCAGAGACUGCUCUAACGAGGAAGAGGAGGAGCGGCUGCUGGUGGACUGGUUCACUCUGAUUCAUGAGAAACAUCUACUGGUACGCCGAGAGGCAGAGCUGGUGUACACGGUGAAGCAGCAGCACCUAGAAGAAAGGCAGGCUGACGUGGAAUACGAGCUUAGGUGUCUCCUCAACAAACCAGAGAAAGAGUGGAAUGAUGAGGAUCGAGACAGGGAGAAGCAGCUGAUGGACGAGUUGGUGACCAUCAUUGAGCAGAGGAACCAGAUUAUCAACAGCAUGGAUCAGGACAGACAGAGGGAAGAGGAGGAGGACAAGCUAGUGGCUGCCAUGUUAAAGAAAAAAGAGUUCCAUGCCGAGAGUGAACACAGGAAGAAGCCUGGGAAGUUUAAACCCAUGAAGGUGUUGAAAAGGCUGAGCAAUAAAGGCGACGUGGCAAAGAGCCCGAGUCCACAGAAAGAGAAAAGCUGAGCACGAUACACGAAAGGACAUAUUAACUUAAAGAUAAGGCUACAGAGAGUCCAUGUUGAACUCUGUAAUGACUAUACGGACAGCACAUUGGCUGGAUGUAAACUGACACCCUGAACACAGCCAGUUCUCAUUAUAACUUACCUUUGUACAUCAAUGCAGUGUCAUUAAUUAAUGAGGAACACAAGCCUAACAAUGGCUCUUACCCCAUACCUUUUCAUUAGUAAAUACAAAUCUAAAGAAAAAAAAUGUAAUUUACCCUACAUAGUUAAUCAGCCAAGACACGUCUGUUGUCUGCCAUUUACAUUUUUUAAGUUUUGCACUGGAACCUGUGUGUGGUGGCCUGGGAAACCCUUCUCAUGGUGAAAUUCUGACAUUUUCUGCUGUAAUGUAGCUCUGAAAACUACACUUUCCUCAACUGAAAUAUGUUUUUGAUUUGCGUGUAUCCGAACCACAAGUAGUUAUAGCAUUUAAAAAAAAAACCUACCCCGAUUUUCCGACAUGCCCAAACCACCACACAGAACUAUUCCUUUAAGAUUGGAACGUUAAUCUUUUUGUCAAGAAGCAAAAAUGCAAGAAUGAAAAAAAAUCAAGAACUGUUAGAAUCAGGAAUGAAAAGCUUUGCUUGCUCAUUCAUGCAUUUUAGGUACUUAUCUAAUCUCUUAGCGUGUUCGGGUGCUGUGUAUAGUGUACUCAUGCGGUUUAGGAUGUCUACCUAGAUUUAAAAAAAAAAAAGUAUGAGGCUUGGAGAAUACGUGGACAAGCAGAACCUGGAGGCUUUUAAAAACCUGUAUACAUGUAUACAGUCUGGUGCUAGGGGAAGGGAAAGUUACUAACAUAUCUGAUGCAACUCUUAUGCAGAGCUAUAACCCAUCAUGCAAUGCGCUUCCUCAGUGUAGUUUUCCCAGCAACAUGGGGCAUGCACAGUAUAUUGACAGUGUGAUAUGAUAAAAAUGUCUUUGGGCAGGAAGAGCGUGACAACCCUUAAUUGUAUUCAGUGGUCAUGUGACUACAAUGUGCAUCAUGGACCUGGAAAAAUAGCCUAACCAGUGAAGUUAGCAAGGAAAGGAAGACGUCAUUACUCAUGAAUAUGAACGCUAAUAAUGCUAUUAUAAUACUUACUACGGCAUUUACAGUCAGUUUCAUGUCUGGUUGUGUAAAACUGGGCUCUAGCUGUUUCUAACGUAAAAAAAGAGGCCACAGUUUCUUAACUUAAACUAGCUAUUUCUUAAACGGUAAAAAGACAACCUUUACAAAGUGACUAACUUUUUAAAUGUAGGAAUAUUUUAUUACCAUGCGGUAUUAACUGAAAUUGCUCACCAUGUUUAGGAAGCCCUGUAAAAGCUGAAUUUGCAGUACCAUGUUUAAUCCAUACUCUGACAUACCUUUGCUUGUUUUGAGUGGAAAUUUAGUGUGAGGUUCUGUUUUAAUUCUGAGAGCCCUGAAGUGAGCGUCUGUCUUAAAGUGUACUGUUGUUUAUGUAUUUAUAAAGAAAGUCUUGUUGUAGAAUA
Messenger RNA from Pangasianodon hypophthalmus (striped catfish), 4989 nucleotides. It is a transcript of the gene micall1a, whose product is annotated as MICAL-like 1a. The transcript is spliced from 16 exons. Lineage: Eukaryota; Metazoa; Chordata; Actinopteri; Siluriformes; Pangasiidae. Gene Ontology annotation, molecular function: protein binding. The record is from RefSeq and is a predicted model, not a curated record. The coding region runs from base 773 to 3481 and encodes 902 amino acids.